UCCCCCAGAUCAUCUUACACCGGAUAGACCGCCUGCAGGAUUAUAUUGGAAAAGAGGAGGAUUUCUCUGACCAGCAGCUCUGUGGACAGGAGAGGAAUUCCAGUUUGGAUCAAGAGGAACCAGAAGCUCUGCAGAUAAAAGAAGAGCAGAAAGAACCAGAAGAUCCCUGGACUAAAGAGGAAACCAUGGAGCUCCCCAUAAGUGAGCAGGAAGAGCAGCUUGUUCUGAAGCAGGAGACUGAAGACAAACCUUUCCCAUGUUUGACAUGUGGAGAAAACUUUCUUAAAAAAGAACAUUUAAUGGAUCGCAUGAGAACUCACACAGACCGCCUCCAGGAUGAUCUUGGAAAAGAGGAGGAUUUCUCUGACCAGCAGCUCUGUGGACAAGAGAGCAAUUCCAGUUUGGAUCAAAAGGAACCAGAAGCUCUGCAGAUAAAAGAAGAGCAGCAAAAGCCAGAAGAUCCCUGGACAAAAGAGGAAACCAUGGAGCUCAACAUAAGUGAGCAAGAAGAGCAGCUUGUUCUGAAGCACGAUAUUGAAGAGAAACCUUCCCCAUGUCUGACACGGGGAGAAAACUUUCUAAAAAAAGAACAGUCAAUGGCUGACAUGGGAAAUCAAGCUGGUCAGAAGAUUUAUGAAUGUUUGUCCUGUGGAAAAAUGUUCACACAGAAAUCUAGACUUAAUCAACACAUCAGAAUUCACACAGGCUCCGCCUCCAUCACAGGUGAAGCUCUGACUCAUUCCAGAAAGCAGCUCCGCCUCAGGUUCACCUUUCAAGUCUCUUCAACACUUUGGGAAGUUUGAGCAAACUCUCCAGGUCUGUGAGCUGAUGUGAAGCGAGCAGCAUGGAUCAGUGUGAGGACAGAGAGGACAGAGUCCCUCCCUCUAAAACCACUCUGUGUGGAGAACAUGAGGACCAGAGCAAAGCUCAGAGG
Molecule: messenger RNA, 934 nt
Organism: Cyprinodon tularosa
Lineage: Eukaryota; Metazoa; Chordata; Actinopteri; Cyprinodontiformes; Cyprinodontidae
Product: zinc finger protein OZF-like
Exons: 5
Coding region: 186-803 (205 amino acids)
Source: RefSeq, a predicted model, not a curated record